AUGGUUGCGUAUGCUCAUGAUGAGGAGCUACUCAUUCACGUUUUUCAGGAAAGUUUGGCCGGGGUGGCAUUAAACUGGUAUACCCAUUUGGAGCUGACUCGAAUUCGUUGUUGGGCGGACUUGGCUGAUGCUUUUGUGAAACAGUACAUAUACAAUACACAUGUUGCGCCAGAUCGCUUACAGCUGCAAAACAUGUCAAAGAAAGACAACGAAACUUUUAAGGAGUAUGCUCAACGGUGGAGGGAAUUGGCUGCACAGGUUGAGCCACCUUUGUAUGAUAGAGAAAUGGUGGCAAUGUUUGUAAAUACGCUCCAACCACCAUUUUAUGAACAUAUGGUGGGAAAUGUAUCUUCAAAUUUUGCUGAUAUCAUCGUGAUAGGCGAACGAAUAGAGAUCGGGUUGAAAAAUGGGAAGAUUGCAUAUGGCUCGUCGGUGGUUGCAAAUUCCAAACACCGACGAGCCACCGACUUGAAAAAUGGGAAGGUUGCAACCACCGACGAGCCAUAUCCAAUCUUCCCAUUUAGCAACCUGAUCUCUAUUCGUUCGCCUAUCACGAUGAUAUCAGCAAAAUUUGAAGAUACAUUUCCCACCAUAUGUUCAUAA
Messenger RNA from Vigna angularis (adzuki bean), 603 nucleotides. RefSeq lists its product as uncharacterized. Lineage: Eukaryota; Viridiplantae; Streptophyta; Magnoliopsida; Fabales; Fabaceae. Bases 1 to 603 code for a protein of 200 amino acids. The record is from RefSeq and is a predicted model, not a curated record. The transcript has a single exon.